Messenger RNA from Xyrichtys novacula (pearly razorfish), 7208 nucleotides. The record is from the annotation of a GenBank genome assembly. NCBI's taxonomy places the organism in Eukaryota, Metazoa, Chordata, Actinopteri, Labriformes, Labridae.
AUGUUCAUCCGAGUGACGGUGUGUUUCAGAGCACAGGGCACCUUUGGGUCCAGGAAUAGUUGUAGUGUCCAUCCACGAAGAUUUCUUUGUAUGGCUGCAGCAGAGACGGUCGUAGCUGACAGUGCAGGAGCAAGAAGAAGAGGAGGCAUGGAAAGACAAGUGAAGAGCUUUGAGGAGAUCCCUCACACAGGUAAGAACAGCUGGGUAAACUUGGUGAAGUUCUGGAAAGAGGAUCGUUUUCGGCAUCUCCACAAACACAUGGAAAAGACCUUCAUCGCUCUGGGCCCCAUUUACAGGUACAGCUCGAUUAACCAAUAACCAGCUUGAAUAUGAAAAAUGUGGAAAAUCAAAGUUUAACCCAAUUGUGUUAAAAGCACAUUUCUGUGUGUGUAUGUGUGUGAAGGGAGCAUGUGGGGACCCACAGCAGUGUAAACAUCAUGUUACCAUCUGACAUCGGGGAGCUGUUUCGCUCUGAGGGACUGCAUCCUCGACGCAUGACCUUGCAGCCCUGGACAACCCAUAGAGAGACCCGCAAACACAGCAAGGGAGUCUUUCUCAAGUCAGUGGCACACCUGUUUGUAUGCAUGUGCACUGCUCAUGGAUAUCUGUAAAUUUAGGGACCAAACUAACUUUUGGGGAUGAAGCACAAAGUCCCCACUUUGAGUAUAAAUCAAGUAAAAGAUAGGUUUGUGUUUUUUGUUUGUUUGUCUGUUUUUUGGCAUGUUGUGGUUUUUGUAAAGACAGUCUGGUGUUGUGUCAGUCUUCUCGCCUCCAUCAGGGAUGCGUCUUUUUUUUAAAGUCGCAAAAUCGCAUCACACUUGAUGUGUAUGGUCAGGCGCGUCAAAAUUCACCUCGGAAUAUUUUGUAAUUUUGUGUCGUAUAUUUGCGUCGUUCCUGGUCUGUAAGGACCUUUAGCCUCCAGAUCAUGAAGGCACAGAUUUCAUCCCAGCAUUUAUACAUCUUUGAUAUGUCAGUCUACACGUGUGUUUAGUAUGUGAAAGCUCUCACAGAUGAGGUUAGGUUCAGUUUGGUGGUUAUGUCUCAGUACAUUUGAGUAAAAGUACUAAAAGAUGAACUAAUUGGAUUUAUGAGUACGAUCGAUACAGAUUAUACGGAUGAUUACAACCUGUACCUUAGAAAACAUGAAGUACAGGAAGAGAACAUUUUGUAAAGCUUCUUCUCUAACCCAUUUUCUUUGCUUCACAGUCUCAUGCCGUUUUCUCUCCACAGGAACGGCGAGGAGUGGCGGUCUGACCGUCUACUGCUUAACAAGGAGGUGAUGAUGACUUCGGCCGUGAAGCGCUUCCUCCCUCUGCUUGAUGAGGUGGCGAGUGAUUUCUGUCGAAUGCUGCGGGCCAGAGUGGAGAGGGAGGGGAGAGGCAAGGAAGGGGAACGCUGUCUGACCAUGGAUCCAAGUGCUGACCUUUUUCGCUUUGCAUUGGAAGGUCAGAAGUCGUCAUUCCCGGUGGUUUUUCAUCUCAGGUUUCCUCCAGUGGUCUCAUGUUUGAUUGGGCUGUUGAGUUAAAGUUUAAUUUGGAGGACGUUAAACAAAUUCUGCUUCUUCUGUGGAAGAGGGAGUGAAGUGUGAAGAGUGGGGUCUCCCACCUCUCACUGUUAAGUCUGGUUUUCAUUCAGCUAUAACAGACACUUCAGUCCUUUUUGAGGAGUAGGAAGGGGAGGUUAUGGGUUGAUGUCUCCGGGUUGACUCACAAAAGCUGACGUAUGUUUGACACCGAAUUACGUCAGAGAAAUAAAACAAUCCGCAGAAACAUCCCUUUACAUUUCCAAAGACACCUUUCCCAAGUUACAUCUCUGCUUACGUCUUACCUUUUUACCCUGACAUAAAUCAACUCACAGGAGACUAAUUCUCAAUUUAUCCGGGAACAUGGAUCUUUAAAAAUAGAAACGCCAACAAAGAGGAUAAAAGCAUCAGCAUUUUUUCACCACGCCGGCUCCUUUCUUGUGCCUAUCUGCAGCCAGCCACACUCACAAGUGUGAAAGCUUGUGUGAGUCAGACUGCUGCACACUUAUGUGGAUUUGUGUGUUUGUGUGUGUGUCUGUGUGUGUGUAUAGGGGGGGGGGGGGGGUGACUUUGAGUCAUGCUGCUUUACUCUUAAUGGACCACGACACACCAGGCCAGGUGCUAAGCCAGGAUAGAAAUAGGCUGCCAAGAAACUCUAUUCCAGUCGGUGAUGUGCAGUCAAUAUGACACAAAUGGGUCUGAUGGAUGAUGGAUGUUUUCCUGGGUCCAGAUCUUUGCAUGUGUCCACUCCGCUGAUUUGAUUUCACUGUUUGUCGGGCAUUAUGGCAUGAAACCGGAUUUUUCGUCUGCUAGAAAGGUAAUCAAUCCAAUAGGCUCAGCUGGGGGGGAGUUAAUAAUUAGCCAACCAGAGCCAAAGCUGGGAUUUAAUCCAGUAUCCACUUCUUAUUCAGUGAACAACAGGUUCUGUUUGAUAUCUGUUCGACGUCUUAAUUUGUUGUGUUUGGUUGAAGAGGUGAAUAUUCUGCAAAAGCAGUUUGAUUUUAUGGCCAUGUGUCGGCUAAGAUGUCUGUGUGAUGUGAAUUAGUUGGAAAAAACAGGACCCCCUCCUGAGGAAGCCUUCAUCAGGGUUCAAGCCUGUUUGACUUAAAGGUGGGGUAGGCAGGAUUCUGUUAAAGAAACAAGCUUUUGAUAUCAGUCAAUAGCUAUUAGUUAUUGAUGACAUUUGGUAAUAAAACGAUAUCGCUGUGUUCUCUUAUGUCUGUAUGGUCAACAUUUUAGAAUUUUGGAGCGUCCUGCUCAUUCUGACUGUAAACACAGCCAUUCUCCACCUCCCCAACUUGAUUGGUUGUGAUGCGGAUGCUGCUCCCUCGUGUUGUGGGGCAUGCUCCACGUCCUCUAAUAAUGUUCACGAGCCCAAACAAAGUUAGCGUGCUACAACAUCGGAAAGUAGAAACCAACCAGAAAAUAAGGAAAACUGUCUGAAUCCUCCUUUGGCCACGACUGCCAACACAAGCAAGAGAAAGAAGUAAACGCCAAAACUCUGGCAGGUAGAGCAGACAAAAGCUAAAAAGACGGGUCAACAUCCAUGGAGCUAGCAUACACGAUGGGGGUCGCUUCAGGAUCUUACGGACCCUGUAACCUCUCUGCUGGACCGGUAAACUGCCUUUAGUAGGCAAAGUGUCUGUAACAGAAGUAUUUCUUGUCAAACAGGAUCUGCUGUAGCAUGUUGUAGCGCUGCUAAACUGUUGACCUCGGGUCCUGGACUAUGUCACUUUAUCCUAGUUGUAGAAGUCCUGCAAACAUUGUGUUUGUUGGUAGUCUGUUGGCAUCUACAGUAGCACCAAUGCUUUUUACUUUCACGUUGACUGGGCCCCAUUUGUAAUGAUCUUAAGUAUUUAUCUGCAUUAUAUCUGCAGUUAACUGGAACGAUAUGAGCUAGCAGGAGCGUCUGUUUGUGGGCGGGGCUUGUUGGAGCAGAGAGGGAAGCGGAAGGAGAGGAAGGGUAGUGUUUACAUUCAAGAUUUCCCCAAGUACUGGCAUUUCCUCAGAUCCUGCCUUCCUCACCUUUAAUGCUAAUUUAAAGUUAGGGAUCCACCUGAAAUUACAAUUGUUAUAUCAGCUGCCUGUAAAAACAUCCAGUCACCCCUUUCUGAGAGAUUAAAACUCUAUGCUAGGACUGUUGAGGACCUGUGUUUGGGACCUGUCCUCUAAGGCCCUGUGAACACGCUUUAGGCUCAUAUUGAUGAGAAUGAAAGUUUUAGGUACAUUUUGAGAUAUUUUAUAACCAGACUCAGACUUUGCCACAGACUCCGAUGGAGGCAGCUCCUCUGAGACAGAGUGGAGUGUGCACUCUGAAAGCAAAAUCAGCCGUCUGCUUUAGAGCUACAUUUGAAAAAGCACAACAUAUUUUCUGGCUGUCACAGACACAGUUUUUGAGGGGGGUUAUUUUAAGAUAUGUCAGCUCAUAGUACUGUGUAAUCCUCAUAUUUCAAGCUUGAAAAUAUGAGCCUCAUGGAGUAUGUUAAUCUGCUUAGAAAACUGUCACCCUCUAGUUCAUUUUCCUGUAAAGCCUUUUAGAGAUCAUUUGAAAGUAGUCUAAGCAUUUUUAAGUAUUUGGUCGAUGACCUUGAAACUCUUGUCUCACCCUCAUGCACCCUACCCUCCCUCCUUUUCUUCCUCCUUUCCUCCCCCCUUUCCCCUUGUCCUUUCCUCCCUCCUUUCAGCCAGUUGUCAUGUGAUCUACGGGGAGCGUAUUGGCCUCUUUUCCUCGACUCCCUCAAUGGAGUCACAAAAGUUUAUCUGGGCCGUGGAGCGAAUGUUGGCCACCACCCUUCCUCUCCUUUACCUGCCCCCUCGCCUGCUGCUCCGUAUCGGUGCUCCCCUGUGGACACAGCACGCCAGUGCAUGGGACCACAUCUUCAGCCAUGGUAGGAGGAGCCGCAGGCAAAGAAUCAUUUUCACUUACCUGUGGAUUUUAGUUUAUCUCCUCAGUGUUACUGUCCUGGUUUUCUUCCAGCAGAGGCAAGAAUUCAGAGGGGGUACCAGCGGCUAUCAUCCUCGAAGAGGAAAGGGCCUGAGGCCGGAGCAGCUGAAGGCCAGUUCACCGGUGUUCUGGGGCAGCUUCUGGAGAAAGGCCAGCUAUCUUUGGACCUCAUCAAAGCCAACAUCACUGAACUGAUGGCUGGAGGGGUUGACACGGUGUUUGCACCUGUGAUUUUCGGCUGUAUUUAAAACUCAUGUCUUUAUGUGAUUGACUCUGUGUAACCUCGUAUUAAUCCUCUCUGCAGACAGCGAUUCCCCUGCAGUUUGCACUGUUUGAGCUCGGUCGAAAUCCGGAGGUACAGGAGAAGGUGAGGCAGCAGGUGAGGACGUCAUGGUCACAGGCUGGAGGGGAUCCUCAGAAAGCCCUGCAGGGGGCGCCACUACUGAAAGGCAUAGUGAAGGAGACUCUCAGGUACGAAUCACUACAGAGGCAUUAUUAACCUAUUUUUGUCACCCAGGGAGAUUUCUGAACACUCACCACAAAGUCAUCUCACCAACUCUACAAGGAUAUCAGAAUUCAUGAUUUAUGUUUUAAAAAAGCCAUCUCGAUUACAUAUGAUCAAACUCCCUCAGCUGACUUGCAGUGCAUUGGAUACAAAGACCAUCGAGAAGUUUAAGCUUCACUUUGUGAAACUUUACUUUGACUUGGAGCGUAAACAUUUCACAUGCCAGAGUGAUGGAUUAAAGAAGAGAAAAACAAGCUCUGCCUCUGGAUCAAUAGAAAAGGAAGAUGUGCUCUGGGCUUUGGAACUGGAGUCCACAAGUCUGUUUCUGUUACAAAUGUUCAAAUAUCACAAAUGAGAAUUGAUUUCCAGUAAUCCUGAGGUCUAAAAGGAGUCAGAAGAGAAAAGCUUGUUUUUGUUGUUUCAGGUUAUAUCCAGUGGGGAUCACAGUGCAAAGAUAUCCUGUCAGGGAUAUUGUUCUUCAGAAUUACCACAUACCUGCUGGAGUAAGUGACCAGAAUGAAACUCUCUCCUCAAAUUCUUUCACAUGCCAACAUCGACGUACAUCUGAUGACACGUAACUCUCCCUCAGACGAUGGUCCAGGCCUGUCUGUACCCCUUAGGCAGGAGUUCGCAGGUGUUCGAGGAUCCACAGCGCUUUGACCCUGGCCGGUGGAGCAGCAGCAGCAGCAGAGAAGAAGGCCAGAGUGUGGAGGGGGCAGGCUUUCGCUCUUUGGCGUUUGGGUUCGGGGCGAGACAAUGUGUCGGACGGAGGAUUGCUGAGAAUGAGAUGCAGAUUUUCCUAAUGCAUGUGAGUCACGGCAGAUACGUGAAGGAGGAUGAGGACUGAGAUCAGACCUGAUACGACUGGAAAGAAAAAAAAGUGUUCAAAGUGGUGUUGAGGGAAAAGAUCAAAAUGACAGAUUUAAACGUCUUGUUAAGCAGUCAUUAAGUAUAAUUCAAGCCGAAGUAUCACAAACAAUUACAAGUUUCUAAAGCUGACUUUAACAGGAAUCUGCCUGUGUGUUGCAUUUUAAUACUCUAGUUUUAUCUGUUAGGUGUCAGUGUUUCAGCAUGCUGAGGUGGAGCACCCUUGAACUAUUACGUACAGAGUUAUGUAGUUUGUCCAGUGGUUACUGACCUGCAGGUCUCGGCCCCUCUAAAGAGCAGUAAAGGGCAGUAAGGUUAUCAAUCAGUGAGACAGAAAAAAAAAGUCAAACUUCACAAUUCGUGUUUACUUUUGAGACUUUUCUGCAGUAUUUUUUCUUUAAUAGAAAACUGGACAUUUCGACUGUUCGGGCCUCCAGCAGGGAUUUAAAUGGAACCAUAUAAGACAUCCUGAGGGAGAACCUUUUUUUGUUCAGAAAGUUCUGUUGUAAGAUUUCAGUAACACUUUAUUUGACGCCUGUCUGUAUAAUGCAUUAUAAACAUAUGUAUUAUGUGUUAUAAUCAAGUUAUAGCACUUUAUUACUAUAGUUAUAAACACCAAUAAAUGAUCAUAAUGCUUCAUAGCAAUAAUCAUAACACAUUAUAAAGCAUUUUAUCAUGACUCACAAGAUCAGGUAUUAUAAUGUGUUAUAACUGUUAACAACUCACAUAGAUGAUGCAAUGCAACUGUUGUUAACAGUUAUAACACUUUAUAAUACCUGACCCUAUGAGUCAUGAUGAAAUGCUUUAUAAUGUGUUGUGAUUAUUGCUAUAAAUCAUUAUGAUCAUUUAUGAGUGUUUAUAACUGUAGUAACACAGUGCUAUAACGUGAUUAUAACACAUAAUACCUAUAUUAUACGUUAUACAGACAGGCAUCAAAGUGUUACCAAGAUCUCAAAUAUAAAAGAAAAGGGGGAUAAUUUAUGCUCAUAUUUCCAAUCUGCAGAGUCACUUUUAACAGGAUUUAACAGGAUCUAAAGAUCUACCAGAGCAGUAAAAUGUCUCCCUGAAUCAGUCGAGUGUAGAAGUAUCACAGGUCACGUUUCGUUCUUAAUAUAUUCAGAUAUCUUCUUGCACUGCUUUCAAGUAACACAGAACUAUGAUCCUUCUUAACAUCAGCUCUACUUCUCCACUUCCUCUCCCCUCCUCCUUCCUCGCCUCCCUUUAUCCUCCCUUCCUCUCUCUCCGCCCUCCUUGUCUAGAUCCUGCUGAGCUUCCAUCUCAGCGUGUCGUCCUCAGAGGACAUCAAAACCACAUACACCCUCAUCCUCCAGCCUGAGAUGCCACCAAGGAUCACUUUCAGAAAGCUCUGA